AUGAGACGUGCAUCGGUACUUAUUCUGGUACUUUGUACUUUCAUCCUUUUAAACCAAGCCUCCAGCCACAUACUGCCAGCUAUCAGCAACUUCUUCCGAAAUGCCCUCACAAUGGACGAACAGAAGAACUCGACUUCGAGCGAAUUAUCUGAAGAUUAUAAAAAAUACAGCUACAUCAUAACCACUUAUUUAUAG
Spodoptera exigua (beet armyworm) is the source of this 195-nucleotide messenger RNA. NCBI's taxonomy places the organism in Eukaryota, Metazoa, Arthropoda, Insecta, Lepidoptera, Noctuidae. The record is from the annotation of a GenBank genome assembly.